AUGAGGACGAUAAGGAUUUUCGGGAUAUUGCUACUAUUUCUUUGUAAUUCUCAUGCCAUAGUUAGAAGAAAAGAAACUGAGAAAGAUACAAGCACUGAGCCCACAGGUGACAAUGUUUGCACUCAGUCUGUUGUUGUAGAUGAAUACAAACUUAUGAAAGUUGCUAAACCAUUCAAAUUCCAUACUACUGAACCAUGUUCAGAUAUUAGCCACUGGUUCAAGUGUCCUGUUGUCAAAGACUCAGUUCGUUAUGUCUACGAGAACAAACUCGAAAAAAUCACAAAGUUCAAGAAAGUUUGUUGUGAGGGCUAUUACCAAACAAAAGAAAAUACUUGCAAACCUAAUUGUGAUCCUCCUUGUAAGAAAGGACGAUGUAUCAAACCUGACGUGUGUGAAUGUGACACAGAAUAUGGUGGUCCAACUUGCGCUUCUACUUGUGCCGUAGGCCAAUGGGGACCUUCUUGUAAGAGGAAAUGUGACUGCGAAAAUGGUGCUUCGUGUGAUCCUGAAACUGGAAAGUGUAUUUGCCCCUCAGGCUUCAAGGGAUCGAGAUGUGAAGAUACAUGCCCCGAUAAUAUGUGGGGACACAACUGUACUGAGCCGUGUUUAUGCCGUAAUGGAGGAAAGUGCGAUGAAAAUGGGAAGUGUAUAUGUCCUGAUGAAUUUUCCGGACCUUUCUGUAUGAGGAAAUGCGAAAAAGGAAAAGCGGGUGAUGACUGUAAAUUCGAAUGUAAUUGUCACAACGGUGCGACUUGUGAUACCAAUCAAGAAGUGUGUCAUUGUGCUCCUGGUUUCCACGGGCCAACUUGUGAAUCUACUUGCCCUAGUGGCUUCCAUGGUUCCAAUUGCACAGAAAAAUGUUAUUGCCUGAAUAAUAAUGAAUGUGAUCCCGUUACUGGCAAAUGCUUGUGUGUAGGAUGGAAAGGGGAGAAAUGUGAUGUUGGCUGCUCUCGUGGAAGAUAUGGACCUAUGUGUUCUCUUACCUGUUCAUCAUGCUCUGGUAUAGAUGUAGAUGAUUCUAAUGCUUCUUGUGACCCCGUUACUGGUGAUUGUAUGUGCGAACGUGGGUUUAAGGGUCCUGACUGCAGAGAAAGAGCCUGUCCAGCUGACAUGUAUGGUCUAGAUUGUAAAAAGCAAUGUUCGUGCAUUAUGGAGAACACGGAAUCCUGCUCACCUGUUACUGGCUCUUGCCGAUGUAAGGCUGGAUAUGCUGGAGAUUCUUGUGAGAAUGUUUGCUCGAAACUAUAUUGGGGCGCUGCUUGUACAAAAACUUGUAACUGCAAUUUUGAAACAGCAACUGAAUGUGAUCCCGACACCGGUGUUUGUGUUUGUAAGCCAGGACUGAAAGGAAAAAAUUGUACUGAAGAAUGUCCAAACGGAAAAUAUGGUUUCGGUUGUGAAUUCAAUUGUCAAUGCAUUCAUGGUACUUGCAAUAAGAAAGAUGGUUCAUGCGAAUGCGAUAAAGGUUUCCAUGGAGCUUUAUGUUCAAUUCCUUGCCCUGUUGGUCAUUUCGGAUCGUCUUGUGCCUCUUGCCAAUGUAAAAAUGGUGCUGGAUGUGAUCCAGUUGACGGAAAAUGCCACUGUCUUUCCGGGUGGAUGGGAUCUAAAUGUGAUCAGCCCUGCCCUUCGGGUCGGUAUGGCCCUGGUUGCAGUUUAAUUUGUAGAUGUAAGAACGGCGGCAAAUGUAAUUCUGUGAAUGGUGAAUGCGAAUGUGAACAAGGAUUUAAUGGACCUACCUGUUCAACCCAAUGUCCAAAUGGGAAAUGGGGUGACAAAUGCCAAUCCGAUUGUGAUUGUGGAGAAGGCUCUUGCCAACAGAAGACUGGAAAAUGUGUUUGCAACCCUGGAACAACAGGAGACAAGUGUAAUAAGAAUUGUGAGCCCGGCUUUUAUGGCUUCGGCUGCGAAGAAAAAUGUUCCAACUGUACUGCGAACGCAAACGGAGAUGCAACAGAUUGUGAUGCCUAUGUUGGAUAUUGUAAAAGAUGUCCUACUGGAAGAUCUGGAGAGUUCUGUGAAGAAGUUUGCCCUCCUGGUUAUUGGGGACCUGGUUGUACUAACGAAUGUAACUGUUCUGAUGGUCAUAAAUGCGAUCCAACCACUGGAGAAUGUAGCUGCGAGCCAGGUUUUACAGGUGCUUCAUGCAACGAAGCUUGUACCAAUAAUACUUGGGGUAUUGGAUGUGCAAACCCUUGUCCGAAAUGUUCCUCUGGUGCGGAAUGUAAUGCUGACGAUGGCUCUUGUAGAUGCCCUCCCGGACGAGAAGGACGUCUAUGUGACAGAGUAUGCGCUUCAUCUUUCUGGGGACUUGGUUGUGCGAGGGAAUGCAAGUGUACAUCUGAUUAUAAGCAGUGCGAUCCCGUUACUGGAGAGUGUGCUUGCCCGGCUGGUUGGCAAGGUGAUCGUUGUGAUGUAAAAUGCGAAAACGGUUUCUACGGUCCUGAUUGCAUCCAGAAGUGUCGUUGCAGAGGAACAUCCACUGCGAGUUGUCAUAGGAUUACUGGUGAAUGUCAUUGUCAUCCCGGAUUCACUGGAGAGUUUUGUCAUGCUUUAUGUCCUUUGGGUCACUUCGGUUUGAAAUGCUCACGUGAGUGUGGAGAUUGUGGAGAAGGGUAUGAAUGUGAUGCAGCCAUAGGGUGUUGCCAUGCAGAUCAACUCAGUUGCGGACAAGCUUUGAUCGAGUUCCAAAAGAUGGAAGGGGGACAAAGCCGCUCCGGUCUGGUGAUUCUAAGCGCCAUCAUCUUAGCUGUUCUGUCUGUUCUACUAAUUUCUCUAGUGUUCUACUACAGAAGAAAAUACCAAAAGGAAAAAGAUCCUAAUUUACCGACUGUGCACUACUCACCCAAUGAUGAAACAGCUAAUGAGUUCAACAAUCCUCUAUACAUGACCAAACAAUCUAUCGCUGAUGAACCCAGAGAUGGUUUGCUCACAGAGGAAGAAGAAGAGUUAGAAAAUAAGAAAAUCCGUGGAUAUAACAGCCACGAUAAAUCAAACGAUUAUGCUGCUUUAGACGAUGUAGCUGGACCUUCAGGAGGACCUCCAUCGUGUACGGUUCCGCUUUUAAACAAUUCGGAAGCCGAUGAUAAUGAGUCAUCCAACAGUUAUGAAACACCUCAGUAUAAAAAGAAUGCCAAGAAAAGCGGGAAAUCUGAUGGGGAGCCUCUUGAUCGUAGCAGCAGAGUGCAAGAGAAUCUCUAUACUGAAGGUCCAUUGUAA
This is a messenger RNA of Auanema sp. JU1783, 3216 nucleotides long. Lineage: Eukaryota; Metazoa; Nematoda; Chromadorea; Rhabditida; Rhabditidae. The record is from the annotation of a GenBank genome assembly.